This is a messenger RNA of Capronia epimyces CBS 606.96, 2181 nucleotides long. Its product is annotated as molybdopterin molybdotransferase. The coding region runs from base 1 to 2181 and encodes 726 amino acids. Gene Ontology annotation, cellular component: cytosol; cytoplasm. The record is from RefSeq and is a predicted model, not a curated record. Lineage: Eukaryota; Fungi; Ascomycota; Eurotiomycetes; Chaetothyriales; Herpotrichiellaceae. The transcript has a single exon. Gene Ontology annotation, biological process: molybdenum incorporation into molybdenum-molybdopterin complex; Mo-molybdopterin cofactor biosynthetic process. Gene Ontology annotation, molecular function: molybdopterin molybdotransferase activity.
AUGAGUUCUUCCCCUCUCCCUCUCCUCCGCCCCGCCGUCCUCGUCGUCUCUGACACUGCCGCCGCCGGCCCAUCCACGGACAAGGCGUUCCCGAUUCUGAAGGAGACUUUCGCUCAAGAAGGCGGCGGAAAAUGGGCCGACCCCGUGGUGGAGAUAGUCAGAGAUGAUGUACUGGAGAUCCAGCGCGUCGUCCGCUCUUGGACUGACUAUGAGCCUGAGCCGUCGACCGAAUCAGCCCCAGGCCUGAUCAACCUGGUGGUCACAACGGGAGGAACGGGCUUCGCUCGACGAGAUUGUACUCCCGAGGCGAUCACGCCACUAAUCCAGCGUCACGCUCCCGGCAUCGUGCAUGGCAUGUUGGCCACCUCGUUCCAGGUCACGCCGUUCGCCCUUAUGUCCAGGCCGGUGGCAGGCGUGCGGAACAGAUCUGUCAUCAUCACACUGCCGGGAUCGCCCAAGGGCGCCAAAGAGAACCUCCAGGCCGUCUUGAAGUUGCUCCCUCACGCAUGUCUCCAGGCUGCCGGCGAAGACUCAAGAGCCGCACAUGCCGGCGGAGUCAAGAAGCUGGAGAAGGAUGCCGGCGUCUCUGCUUCUGCUUCUGCCGGUGCAACAUCGGCAACGGCAAUCUCGACCACGGGUGAUGGCCAUCGUCACGACCACUCCCACCACCACCAUCACGACCACGAGCACGACCACAGUCAUGGCCACAAAAUCCCCAAAGCCCACACCACGCCGUCGGACCGGCCACAGUCCAACGACCCCCGACUCGGCGCCACCGCCCGCGCACGCUCGUCUCCGUACCCGAUGCUCACCGUCUCCGAGGCCGUGACGAAGAUCCUCGAGCAGACUCCAGCACCGACGCCCGAACUGCGCGACCUCAGUCCCGACCUGACAGGCUACGUGAUAUCCGAGGACAUUCGAGCCGUGGAGGCGGUGCCGGCGUACCGGGCGAGCAUCGUCGACGGGUACGCGGUGAUUGUGCCCGACCCGACGAAGGGACCGACAUCUCCCACCGCCAGCAUCAAGGGUAUAUUUCCCGUGGCGUCUGUGUCCCACGCCCAAGCCGCAUCGCUCCCGCCGCCUCUCCAGCCGGGGGAGAUUGCCCGGAUCACGACAGGCGCCCCUCUCCCGGACAACGCCAAUGCGGUAGUGAUGGUGGAAGACACGGCGAUCGCGAGCGUGACGGCCGACGGAACUGAAGAAGCGAGCGUGGAGAUAUUGACGGACCAGCUGGCCGUGGGCGAAAACGUGCGCGAGCCCGGCAGCGACAUUGCGCUGGGCGAGCUGAUUCUCCGCCGCGGCACGCAGAUCAGCCCGCUGGGCGGGGAGAUCGGGGUUCUCGCGGCGGCUGGGGUGCGACGGGUGCCUGUCUACCGCAAGCCGCGGGUCGGGGUCAUGUCGACGGGCGACGAGGUGACGGACACCACGACGCACCCAGGCCCGCUGAGCGGCGGCAUGAUCCGCGACUCGAACCGGCCGGCGCUGCUGGCGCUGCUGCGCGGCUGGCGGCUGUGCGACGAAGUGGUCGACCUGGGGGUGGCGCGCGACACGCCGGCCACGGAACUCGAGGAGAAGCUGCGAGCCGGGGUGCGCGAGGCCGAGCUGGACGUCGUGCUGACCACCGGCGGCGUCAGCAUGGGCGAGCUCGACUUGCUGAAGCCGACGGUCGAGCGCGGCCUCGGUGGCCAGGUGCACUUCGGCCGCGUCAGCAUGAAGCCCGGCAAGCCCACCACCUUUGCCAGCCUGCCGGUCAAGGACAGCCGCAGCGGCCGCCGCCACCAGAAGCUGCUGUUCGGCCUGCCCGGCAACCCGGCCAGCGCCCUCGUCACCGCCAACCUGUUCGUCCUGCCGUGUCUGCAGAAGAUGGCCGGCUACCCCGACCCGUCGGGCCUGCAGCGCGUCAAGGUGCGCCUGCGCGCCCGUGUCCGCUGCGACAAGGCCCGCGUCGAGUACCAUCGCGUCGUGGUCGGGGUCGAUGUCGGCCUGGAUCCCGCCAAUGCCAAUGCCCAUGCCAAUGCCAAUGCCACCCUCGUCGCCACCAGCACCGGCUUCCAGAGGAGCAGUCGCGUCGGCAGCCUCGCCACCGCCAACGCCCUGCUGGAACUGCCGCAGCGCGACGGCUGGCUGGAGGCCGGCGCCGAGUGUGACGCUUUGAUGAUGGGCAUGCUUCUGGGUUAUUGA